AUGUUAUUGAAUUCAAGUAGAUAUUAUUUCCAUAAUAUAUUCUGCAUAUUUGAUCGGGCUGUUAUUCUAUUGCGCUUAUAUAAAUUUAUUGCUAUUAUUGUAGAAAAUCAACUGAUAAAUAAAAAUAUGUUAACAAAUGUUAGCAAACCUGUUGAAAUCUCUUAUCAAUCUUAAAUCAUCUAACCUACUUUAAAGUCGUAGCAGCCACCCACUACUUAGAUACAAAAAUAGGCAUUAUAAUCGAUCCCUUUGGUUCCUUUGAGAUAAGCCCACAAAUCCAUGACCACAAUUAGACCCUCCAUAUUUAAAUCCAGAGUGGAGGAACCGACUUCAUUUAAUAAAGAUGCCUCCUCCCUGAUUGCUAAACUUGAUUCGUUACGCGAAAUUAAAACCUAAGAGAGUCCUUUCAGACAUCACAAAACAACCUAUAUUCAACCUCAAUCUAGCGUUGUCUUGGAAUUCAAAAACGCUGCACCCAAAACUGUGCAAUUGCAAUCAAGUGUCUUCGCCAGUUGUGUUGAACCUUUCCGUUCUUCCAAAAGCAUCGCAAGCUCGAGUGUCUCAAACAGUUAAUAAUGGAGUAAAACUAUUCCUCCCUAAAAAAAUUAUGAAGCACUCAUCGAAACUCUGAUGAAGGAACAAGACACAGUGGUUGAACAAUACGGUGAUAAAUUAACGAAGUUGGAAUAGAAAGUGGUUGUCCUCUCUCAAGAAAACACAAACCUUAUGGAAUAAAAUAAAUUACUUUUGACUUAAAACAUUGAAUUAAAUGAAGAAAUUACAUAAUGGAAAAAUUAAGUAAAACAAUAUCUUCAAUAAUCCUAAAUUAAUUCCAAAUUCCAAAAUGAUAUCGAAAUCUUAGAGAAACAACUUGAAUACAAACAAGAUGAACUCAAAUAAACCAUCUCUAACCUGGAAUAAAUCAAAAAUAUUAAUCAAUCUUUCGAACUCACCAUCAAAGAAUAACAAGACCAAAUCAAUUCUAUACUAUAACAAUAACUUAAAGAAAGUGAUGCUUACAACUCAAAAAUCAUUGCCCAAAAAUAAAAUAUCCAAGAAUUAGAAUCAAAAGUCAAUCAAUUUUACAAAAAUGAAUCUUCAUCCUAAACCUUAAUCAGAGAUUUGCAGAAUAAAAUCAAAUUAUUAGAACAAACCAAUGAGAGAUCGAAAGUCCUCAAUUAACAAUCUCCUGCCAAAAUUAAUGUUAAAGAUUAGUAUGAAUAUAAACAAUUACUCUUGGAAUUGGAUAGCAAAUCCAUGACCAUUACAGAAAAAGAAACCUAAGUAGAAGCUUUGAAAAUCAAGAACACCAUGCUCUAACAAUAGCUAAUCUAAUUAUAAGCAUGCCAAUUGGGUAUCAGAGACUAUGAAUCUGGAUUAAAAUAAAAGCAACAAGAAAUCAAUGAAUUAUAAUUAGCUUUACAAAGGAAAAAUUAAGAAUGCGAUGCUCUUUCAUAAAAUUAACAAAUCAUAAUCAAUAAUAGAAAUGAAGAAUAUGAAAAUAUCAUAAAUGAACUGUAAUCAACUUUGCAAAAUAAAAAUGAUGAACUCGAAAAAGUUACCCUUCAAUUAAAAACCGUCAAAAAGGAAAAAGCCAAACUAUCUAUGAAUUUAAUUACAGCCGGAAUGGCAAAUCUAGUAAUGGUAUCCUAAAGUUCUACCUGA
Paramecium tetraurelia is the source of this 1665-nucleotide messenger RNA. RefSeq lists its product as uncharacterized. NCBI's taxonomy places the organism in Eukaryota, Ciliophora, Oligohymenophorea, Peniculida, Parameciidae. The record is from RefSeq and is a predicted model, not a curated record. The transcript is spliced from 4 exons.